This is a messenger RNA of Chelmon rostratus (copperband butterflyfish), 6024 nucleotides long. RefSeq names its product granule associated Rac and RHOG effector protein 1-like. The record is from RefSeq and is a predicted model, not a curated record. NCBI's taxonomy places the organism in Eukaryota, Metazoa, Chordata, Actinopteri, Chaetodontiformes, Chaetodontidae. Gene Ontology annotation, molecular function: CCR4-NOT complex binding. Gene Ontology annotation, biological process: Rac protein signal transduction. Bases 1015 to 4368 code for a protein of 1117 amino acids. The transcript has 14 exons.
AGCUAUGGGCGAGCCCUCAGAUUUGAUCCAUCUUGACAACAGAUAAUCGUGGCAAUGCAGGAAGUGACCUAGAGGCCUUACAGAUACAUUUGUGCUUUUGUCGCUCUAAUCUGCAUCCGCGGAGAACAGCGAGAUCUGGAAGCACACUUGUUUCCGCGGUGAGUAAUAUCUACCUCAGCCAGCAGACGGGGAGAAACCAGGAAGCUGCUGGAGACUUCAGACAGGCAGACAGAGCUAUCAGCUGGCCGCUUGCUCACUGCCUGCAGAGUCCUGCUUUGUGAAGAGGAUUUGAGACGGACUGGAUCUGUCUGCCCUUUGCCUCCCGCAGCUCCUCUGCCAGCCAGUGCACGAGAAGAGCCCAAACCACAUCCUCUGAUUCCAGCAUUUACUUACUUGUUGUUUUUGUUUUAUUACAGUCAUUUUUUCCCUCAGUGCUGUUGACCAGUGUCUCAUUUUCCUUGGAUUUCAUUUUUCCUCUCAGCUUUUAAAAGAAUUUUCUACUUUUAUUAGUGCAGGCUGGCAUAGGUUUAUAUAUGUACAUACAUAUGUGUAUAUACUCUAUAUACUGUAUGAAGAAGGAUUUUUUUCCCACUCUGAAGGAAAGUUAAUGCACUUUAAAACUUGGCUGUAGUGUCACUUUAAUUAUGGAGUGUUUUUGACUUUUCCUCCCCUAUUAUGAUCAUUUUGUUUAAAGCUGGAAACAGAGAAUCUGAAGGUGUGUCUGUGCUGUUUUUUAAGCUGGGCUGGACGGAUCUGCAGCAGGGCUGCAUCUAAGCAUUUCACUCAGCCUGCUUGUCUUUUUGAUCGCCCUCCGACCUCACCCAAGUCUGUGCUGCCUCUCUUCUAGGCACACUGAGAUGAGCCUCUGGCAGGUGAAAUCCUUGAGCUGUCUUUUAAUGUAACUUGAACAGUUUCAGGACCAUUGGGUUUGGUGUUUUUGUAAAGAGGACAAGAGCACUUUGCGGGGGAAAAAACAAACUAAAAACAACAGCUUCCGGUGCCGUUGCACCACUUAUGUAUUGUUGUAGUGCGCAGGAAAGUAAAAUGGACUAUAAGCGUCGCUUUUUGCUUGGCGGGUCCAAGCAGAAAGUGCAACAGCACCAGCAGUACCAGAUGCCUGAGCUGAGCCGGACCCUGAGCGCCUCCCUGGCCUCCUCUUGCUCGGCCUCUUCGCCCAUGGGCAGCGGGGUGGGCAUGCCUGGCACCUGCCACCCACCUCCUUCUGGCGCCACUACCGCGGUUGCAGACAUCCAGCAGGGCAUUUCCAAAUAUCUGGAUGCCCUCAAUGUGUUCUGCAGGGCCAGCGCCUUCCUCACAGACCUGUUCAGCAGUGUGUUCAGGAACUCUCACUAUUCCAAAGCAGCUAUGCAACUGAAGGACGUGCAGGAACACGUCAUGGAGGCGGCCAGCAGGCUGACUGCAGCAAUAAAGCCUGAGAUCGCCAAGAUGCUGAUGGAGCUGAGCGCCGGGGCCGCCAACUUCAAAGACCAGAACGACUUCAGCCUGCAGGAUGUUGAGGUGCUGGGUCGGUGCUUCCUCACGGUGAUGCAGGUCCAUUUCCAGUUUCUAUCACAGGCUUUACAGAAGGUCCAGCCUGUGGCUCAGUCCUGCCUCGCAGAGGCUCUUGCACAGGCCCAGGAGCGUUGUGCAAAUUCCCGCUCCCAAAGCUCUGAUCUCGGGCCUCUCACAGAGCUAGAGGAAGCCUCCCGCUCAUGGAAAGGUGCAGCUCAGGCCAUGGCCAGGCUGAGAGAGAGGGGCCGGGACGGCUGCCUGGCAGGCAUCCAGGUUCAGCAACUCUUCUGCUCCAACAACACCACCAUCCCUGAGCACCAGCUGAAGGAGCUCAACAUGAAGAUUGACAAUGCUUUGCAGGCCUACAAAGCAGCGCUAGAGAGUCUGGGCCAUAGUGAGUAUGCACUGAAGGCCGGCUUUCAUCUUAACCCCAAAGCUGUGGAGGCAGCCUUACAGGGCUGCUGCAGUGAGGCGGAGGCCCAGCAGGCGGGCAGGAUGCAGACCACCUCCCAGCCAAUCCAAUGCGAGCUGCCCACCAUCCCUGUGCAGAUCGGCUCACAUUUCCUCAAAGGAGUGUCCUUCAAUGAGUCAGCGGCUGAAAACCUCAAACUGAAAACGCACACGAUGCUGCAGCUCAUUAAGGAGGCGCUGGGCCAGAACGGAGUGACCCCCAGGGACGACUCUCCCGUCACCGAGGUCCUCAACCAAGUCUGCCCAUCCAGUUGGAGAGGAGCCUGCAAGACAGCUGUCCAGCUGCUGUUUGCCCAGGCUGGUCUGGUGGUUGUUGAUACAGCUCAGAUUGAGAACAAGGAGGCCUAUGCUCCCCAGAUCACUCUUGAGGGUGCCAGGGUGGUGGUCCAGGUUCCCUCUACAUGGUGUCUGAAGGAGGACCCAGCCACUAUGUCCCUGCUCCAGCGGAGCUUGGACCCGGAGAAGACGCUUGGUCUGGUAGAUGUGCUCUACACGGCAGUGUUCGACAUCGACAGAUGGAAGGAGAGAAAAGAGCAAGCCUUGCCCACUAUUCAGAUACAGCUUCAGCGGGAGAGCCCAGACUAUGGCGUUCAAGCAGACCUGCCUCCAGGCACAACCUCCAAGAUGUCCAGCGGAUUGCCCAAAACAAUAUCCAAGCUGACUUCUAAGUUUACCAAGAAAGUCUCAUCCAGCUCUAAUAGUGGGGGCAGUUACUCCAUCCCUAGUACCCCAUCUCGCAGCAUGCUCACGACCAGUAGCUCUGAGGAUAAGGCCAAGAGCCUGGGCCACAGUGACGGGAGGCUACAGAGCAUCCUGCAGAUGAGCAGCCUGUCCUGCACCCCUGACUCUCCCCAGCAAAGCCAGCUGGCCAACGGCUCCGUGUCCGAGGACCAGGGGAUGAACCUGCCAACAGACCAAGAGAUGCAGGAUGUCAUCGACUUUCUCUCAGGAUUCAACAUGGGAAAAUCCCAGCAGGCUUCGCCCUUGGUCAAGAGGAGGAACUCUGUGGCGUCUGCAAACCCUGCUGAGCUGAAGCCCCCGAGUGGACCUCCACCAACUUCCCAGUCUAUCUCUCACAAUGCCCUGCAGCCCCCAGCUCAAACCCUGCCCCAGGCUCAGCCCCAGCCCCAGCCCCAGGUGGUGCAGAAGCAGCAGCCUCAACCACAACCACAGCCACCUCCUCCACAGCAACAACAGCCUCAGCAGCAGCAGCAGCCCCCUCCUUCAGCUCAACAGCCCUCCCCACAGGCCCUGCAGUACUACCAGCACCUUCUGCAGCCUAUCAGUCAGCAGCAGCCACCUCCUCCUCAGCUUCCUCCUCAACAGACCCCACCCCAGGUCCUGCCACAGCAAAGAGUGGCAAGCAAGUGGCUUGGCACCUCUGGGCAACAGCCUCCACCACAAGGCCCCCCAGCAGGACUGUCACCCCUUGGUCCAAUUGGGCAGUGGGGCUCUCCUGGACUACCAGAUCUGAGCUCGGAUCUGUACAGUCUGGGCCUGGUCAGCACCUACAUGGACAGUGUGAUGUCAGAAAUGCUGGGGCAGAAGCCGCAGGGGCCCCGCAACAACACUUGGCCCAACAGGGACCAGAGUGAAGGAGUAUUUGGAGUCCUGGGAGACACGCUGCCCUUUGACCCAGCAGUUGGCUCUGACCCGGAGUUUGCACGUUACGUUGCCGGCGUCAGCCAGGCCAUGCAGCAGAAACGGCAGGUGCAGCACAUCCGUCGCCCCAGCAACCCGCGCAGCAACUGGCCAAUGCCUGAUGAGCAGCACAGGACCUGGUCCCACCCAGAGUACUACAGUGAGGGAGAAGCCAUGAACAGCAGCUGGUCAGCCAAUCAGGGGGACUCGGCCAGCUCCAGCGACGAGACGUCUUCAGCCAAUGGCGACAGUCUGUUCUCCAUGUUUUCUGGGCCGGACCUUGUAGCUGCGGUUAAACAAAGGAGAAAACACAGCUGUGGUGAGCCGGAGGUGUGCACCCUGCCCUCUCCACCACUGCAUCACAUCGGCGAUGAUAACCAGGACAGCAAAACUAAAACCUGGCCUCCCAAAGCGCCAUGGCAGCACUCCACCCACACCCACACCAACACCAUGCCCAAUCCCAGCUCUUCCUUGUACCAGAUGAACAUCCCUCCUUCCUCCCAAUGGAGUGACUCCAUGCAGAUGCUGCAGUCUCCUGUGUGGUCCACUGCCAGCGACUGCUCCCCUUCCACCGGCAUCUCCUCUGGCUUUCCCUUCACCCAGCAGCAGCAGCAGCAGCAGCAGCAGCAGCAGCAGCAACAGCAGCAGCAACAGCAGCAGCAGCAACACAAACCCAUGACCAAGGGCUUUAAAUCCUUCCCCCUAAAACACGAGCACAGGCCCUCUUACCUUCACCAGUACUGAGGGCAGCCUAAUGUCCAAUAAGACGAGCCGCUGAGUGGGCCGAGCCGCAGGCGUUACAGUCCACACCCACUGAAUUGGAAGAUUUCAAAGCCUCAGAGGCACAAUUAAGCAUACACACUGGCUCAACAUUUUUGUAUCUAUAUUUUUCCAUGUCGAACAUCCCCAUUUGAAAGAGAGACGUAUUUUGAAGUUUUUUGAACUGCCGUGUUUUAACUAGGAAAGGUGCAUGUGUCGUGCUGGCAGCGGUCAGUCUAGUGGUCGUUCCUUUUGUCUGUUGAGCUGACGUCUCCUCAGACAAGAGCUGGAGACGUGCAUGGCCGUCACCCACUUGCUUCUGCAGCUGAACACGAGCGUAAAGGAGAUGAUUACAAGGGGGCAGGGGUUUGAAAUGCUCUCAUUUUGCCCAUUAUAAAUAUACUGUGUCUACAUAGCUGUAACUGCCAAAUCUCACGCAAGAUGACUCAGAAUACAGCUACCAUCUACUGUUUCAUAGCUUGUAAAAUACUGAAGUUGAAAUAUAAAUAUUUAGUUCUUUUUAUUAAGAGGCUUUGAGCAGGCUCAGCAUAAAUAUAGUAAGUCACUGCAGAGGUGUAAUUUGAGAGAAAUACACUACUUUUUCAACAACAGACCAGAGUUAAGAAUUAUAGCAGUAACAAUGUGCCAUGUUGGUAUUCAUAGCACUUGCAGAAUAUUAUUUCUAACCAAAGCGUUGUUCAGAAGAUGAACGGUGCUGAGGAGAUAAGAGGAGGUCUGAGAUUAUUGAUCAACGGUGAAGCUGAACACCCUACUGGACGGGAGCAUUAGGGAACAUCUUCACACCCAGAAGCGCUUUCAGUUCCUCCUUUGUAAUUGGCGAUUGUUUGCUCCAGAUUGACACUAACUCCCAUAAACCUAACUUUUCUUCUGUUUAAUAAUACAAUAUUUUUCUUGUACAAUUAUUGACAGUAUUAAUCUUAUUUUUGUAUUUUCGUAUGUUAUACCAUUACUGUAUGUUAGUAUUCUUGUAGGCAUAUUACAUAAAACAUUAUUUUCCACCUCCCAAUAUGUGAAAAAGCACAUUUUUUUCUUACAGAGUUGAACUACACCAUCUAUCUAUAAAGGUUACCAAAUAUGCCAUGCUAAACACUAAAACAUUGUGUGAUGAGGGUGUUUUCGGGCCCUUGUUUCUUUGGUUUCUAUGGCAAUGGGCUGCAUUUAAAAGCCCAGAAUGUUAUCUUUUUGUGAUGUUUGCGAUGCCAAUGUUGCCUGUAUUUAUGAAAUGACACCAUGUUUUCAGAAAACUAACAUACUUAACAUGUUUACAGAGAAUUGUUUGCUGUAUAUACAUAUAAAUAUAUAUCUUUUUAUAGUUAAUGUGCUUUGCACAAUCAAGAUAUAGGGUUUGUUGCUUUUUGUCUGUGAUCUCUCCCUAACUGUUGCAGCCUUUUUUAAAGACAUCAUUACAGACCUUGGACUGUAACUGUUAGCUUCUCAGCUGUGUCAAAUGGUUUACUAGUGGCUUCUACAAAAGAAAAAAAACACAUAAAAACAUGUUGCCCUGAUAGAAGAUAUGAAGGGGGACUGCUUGGCUUAUGUUGCUUAUUGUUCUCUUGAGCUGGCAACUGAAUCUUUCCAAGUGUACCAGCAAUGCAAAAAAUGAAUAAAAAUGACUAGCAA